Molecule: messenger RNA, 939 nt
Organism: Mus caroli (Ryukyu mouse)
Lineage: Eukaryota; Metazoa; Chordata; Mammalia; Rodentia; Muridae
Product: olfactory receptor 4C15-like
Biological process (GO): G protein-coupled receptor signaling pathway
Cellular component (GO): membrane
Molecular function (GO): olfactory receptor activity; G protein-coupled receptor activity
Source: RefSeq, a predicted model, not a curated record
AUUAUGCAAAACCAGAGUUGUGUUACCGAGUUCAUAAUCUUAGGGCUUUCUCAGAACCCCAAAAUUGAAAAAAUACUGUUUGUUGUAUUUCUAUUGGUCUACAUGGCAACUGUAGGGGGUAACAUGAUAAUUGUGGUCACAAUCAUGUACAGCCCUGCACUGCUGAGCUCUCCCAUGUACUUCUUCUUGGCAUUCCUGUCCUUCCUGGAUGCUUGUGUAUCUUCUACUGUUACACCCAAGAUGGUUGUAGACUUCUUACAUGAGAAGAAGACCAUCUCCUUUGGCUGUUGCAUGACACAACUGUUUUCAGUCCAUUUCUUCUCAGGAGCAGAGAUGAUUGUCCUAGCAGCCAUGGCCUAUGACCGUUACGUGGCUAUUUGCAAACCCUUGCACUAUUCUUCCAUCCUUACCCGGAGGCUCUGUAGCAUUUUAGUAGCAAUAUCCUGGGCAGGGGGCUUUUUGCACGCUAUUGUACAAGUUAUAUUCACAUUGCAGCUGCCUUUAUGUGGACCCAAUGUUAUUGAUCAUUAUAUGUGUGACUUGUUUCCAUUGCUGAAGCUGGCCUGCACGGACACUCAUAUAUUUGUUCUUUUGGUGUUUGCAAACAGUGGUGCAAUUUGCAUCAUUAUCUUCUCCUUGUUGCUUGUUUCCUAUGGUAUCAUUUUGUUCUCUCUGAGAGCCCACAGUUCUGAAGGACGAAGGAAAGCUCUUUCUACCUGUGGAGCCCACGUUACUGUUGUGGUUUUGUUCCUUGUUCCAUGCAUAUUAAUAUAUGCACGGGAUACAUCUGCAUUCUCCUAUGAGAAGGACACCCUUAUAUUUGUCAAUGUCCUGACACCAUUGCUAAAUCCUAUGGUUUACACUUUCAGGAAUAAGGAAAUGAUAAAUGCCAUCAGAAAAAUGUGGAAGAGGCUAAUAGUGAUUUUUGUUAGAUAUUAG